Thermochaetoides thermophila DSM 1495 is the source of this 600-nucleotide messenger RNA. RefSeq lists its product as uncharacterized. Lineage: Eukaryota; Fungi; Ascomycota; Sordariomycetes; Sordariales; Chaetomiaceae. The coding region runs from base 1 to 600 and encodes 199 amino acids. The record is from RefSeq and is a predicted model, not a curated record. The transcript has a single exon.
AUGACUCGCAGCACCUAUUCAUCCUCCCACCAAGCCCCGGACAUCCUCCUCUCCCCCCUCUCCACAAAACCCCGCUACCGCGCCUACAUCACCGCCCGCCACGCCUUUUGGAAAUGUUUCCCCUCCGGCCGAUACAUGCGCAUCCCCACGGGCGGCACCUUAACCCUCGAGUGCGGGCUGCAUGCCCUGCGCCUCUCCAUCCAACACCAGCUCCCCCACAUCCUCCCGGUGCCCACGGUCGAGGAGCUGAGGAGCGUGUACGAGAGUAGUGAGACGAUCCGGAUUGGGAAUGAACUCACGGGGAUGGGGAAUGAAAACUGGUUUACAGUGGAUCAGUUGGGGGUGGUGUUUACUGAGUGGGGGAGGCAGGCUGUAAAAGAGAGAAGAGUGAGGUGUCAGUUGGGAUAUGUGGCGGAGGGGGAGUGGCCUGUCUUACUUGGGACGCCGGAGGUUGGGGUUGGUGAAGAGGAAGGGGAGAGUAAUGAAGAGAAAGGAGAGAUCGUGAGAGUGUGGGUGUGGAAUGAUGGGCUGUCGUUGGCUGGGGGGGUUGGGCACUUCGAGGGGAUGAGGAGGCCUAUUGAGGAGGAAUUGAGGAGGUAG